AUGCAGAUCUUUGUAAAGACUCUGACAGGCAAGACCAUCACCCUCCAGGUGGAGUCCACUAUUGAGAAUGUCAAAGCCAAAAUCCAAGACAAGAAUGGCACUCCACUUGACCAGCAGUGUCAGAUUUUUGCUGGCAAACAGCUGAAGGAUGGUUGCACUCUCCCAGACUACAAUACUCAGAGAGAGUCUGCACUGUACUUGGUGCUAUGCCCAAGGGGUGGCAUCAUCAAGCUAUCCCUCUGCCAGCUGGCCCAGAAAUACAACUGCAACGAGAUGAUCUGCUACAAGUGUUAUGCUCGCCUGCACCCCCAAGCUGUCAACUGCCUCAAGAAGCGCAGCUUUACCAACAAACUGUGCCUCAAAAAGAAGGUCAAGUAA
Molecule: messenger RNA, 378 nt
Organism: Talpa occidentalis (Iberian mole)
Lineage: Eukaryota; Metazoa; Chordata; Mammalia; Eulipotyphla; Talpidae
Exons: 1
Coding region: 1-378 (125 amino acids)
Biological process (GO): translation; protein ubiquitination; modification-dependent protein catabolic process
Cellular component (GO): nucleus; cytoplasm; ribosome
Molecular function (GO): ubiquitin protein ligase binding; structural constituent of ribosome; protein tag activity
Source: RefSeq, a predicted model, not a curated record